Glycine soja is the source of this 5454-nucleotide messenger RNA. RefSeq lists its product as uncharacterized. The transcript is spliced from 4 exons. Gene Ontology annotation, molecular function: chromatin binding. NCBI's taxonomy places the organism in Eukaryota, Viridiplantae, Streptophyta, Magnoliopsida, Fabales, Fabaceae. The coding region runs from base 287 to 5128 and encodes 1613 amino acids. Gene Ontology annotation, cellular component: nucleus. The record is from RefSeq and is a predicted model, not a curated record.
UACUCCCUUCCCCCUUUUACCCACACGCUUUCUCUCUCUUCUUUCUCUGUUUCUCUCUCUAGAUUCUCGCUCCGAAUUCGUUUCUUCGUUCGUUCGUUCCUCUUUUGCGUUCGUCUUCGCGCGGAUCCGAUUGCGUCAAUUCGAAUUUCGAAAAUCUUGGGUUUCUUGGGAGCAUGGUUGCGGAGUUAGGGUUUUGCGCGGAUCUAGGGUUUCGCGGGUUCUGAGGGCUGCGGGUGUGGAAUUAGGAGGGGGAUUUGAUGGUACGCGUUGGGGAAAAUGCGAGGCUAUGCAUGGGUGUGGAGGUGAGAAGGGUAAGGGGACUCGGCACAUGUGGAAAGCCCCCGUUCGUGGCGACUCGUCUCUGAACGCCGAUGUUUCUUCGUCUUCUUCGUCGUCAUCUUCGACAGUGAAGUCGUUCUGCAAGGACGGUCGCAAAAUUAGCGUUGGUGAAUGUGCUCUCUUCAAACCAUCUGAAGAUCGCCCACCAUUUAUUGGUAUAAUUCAUUGUCUGACAUUUGGCAAAGAGAAAAAAUUGAAGUUAGGUGUUAGUUGGCUUUAUCGAUCCAUUGAAGUAAAACUCAACAAGGGCGUGCCAUUGGAGGCUGCUCCAAAUGAAAUCUUCUACACCUUCCAUAAGGAUGAGACUGAUGCUGAAUCGCUGCUCCAUCCAUGUAAAGUUGCAUUUCUUCGUAAGGGUGCUGAACUUCCAUCAGGGUUUUCUUCAUUUGUGUGCAGGAGGGUUUAUGACAUUGCAAACAAGUGUUUAUGGUGGUUAAAUGAUCAAGAUUAUAUUAAUGAUUGUCAAGAAGAAGUAGAUCAACUAUUAUACAGGACUUGUGUACGAAUGCAUGCAACAGUGCAGCCAGGUGGUCGAUCUCCUAAGCCAAUGAGUAGUCCAACAUCAACAUCACAGUUAAAAUCUGUUUCAGAUAGUGUCCAGAACAAUACUUCUUCCUUUCCAUCUCACAUUAAGGGGAGGAAAAGGGAAAGGGCAGAUCAAGGCUCUGAGCCUGUCAAGCGAGAACGAUCAAUUAAAACUGAGGAUGGAGAUUCUGGUCAUUUCAGGCAUGAUAACAUUUUGAAGACAGAGAUUGCUAAAAUUACAGAAAAGGGACGGCUUGUUGACAAUGAAGGAGUGGAAAAAUUAGUGCAGCUGAUGGUUCCUGAUAGAAAUGAGAAAAAGAUAGAUUUAGCUAGCCGGUCAUUGCUUGCAGCUGUCAUUGCAGCAACAGAAAAAUUAGAUUGUCUUAGUCAGUUUGUGCAGCUGAGGGGUUUGCCUGUAUUUGAUGAAUGGCUCCAAGAGGUCCAUAAAGGGAAGAUUGGUGAUGGUGUUGGGUCUAGGGAUGGUGAUAAAUCUGUCGAGGAAUUUCUCUUGGUAUUGCUUCGGGCACUUGAUAAGCUUCCAGUAAAUCUUCAGGCUUUACAAACAUGCAACAUUGGAAAAUCUGUGAAUCAUUUGCGAACGCAUAAAAACACUGAAAUUCAGAGGAAAGCAAGAGGUUUAGUGGACACAUGGAAGAAACGUGUUGAAGCUGAAAUGAAUAUAAAAGAUGCAAAGUCUGGUUCAGGUCCCACUGUUCACUGGCCUGCCAAAUCACGUUCUUCUGAUGUUGGUCAUGGCGGGAAUAGACAUUCAGGUGCAUCAUCUGAUAUUGCCAUGAAGAGUUCUGUUACACAGCUUUCUGCAUCCAAAACAGCCUCUGUGAAGAUUGUCCAGGGAGAGAAUACUAUUAGAUCUGCAUCGACAUCUACAUUUCCAGGGCCUGCUAAAUCAGUGCUGUCACCUGCAUCUGUGACUGCAAACCUAAAAGAUGGACAGCCCUGUAUUGCCGCUGUCAGUGGAGGUUCUGAUCUUCCCAUGGUGAAUGCAAGGGAUGAGAAAAGUAGUAGUUCUAGUCAAUCUCACAACAACAGUCAAUCUUGUUCUAGUGACCAUGCUAAAACUGGAGGUCAUUCAGGAAAGGAGGAUGCCAGAAGCUCUACUGCAAUGAGCGUGAAUAAGAUAUCUGGAGGCUCUUCACGGCACCGAAAAUCUAUUAAUGGAUUUUCAGGUUCAACUCCAUCCGGAGGGCAAAGGGAAACUGGAUCAAGUAGGAAUUCCUCCUUGCACAAAAAUUUAACUUCAGAGAAAAUAUCUCAACCUGGAUUAAUGGAUAAGGCACUUGAUGGAACUUCUCUUGAAGGAGUUACUUGCAAGUUGAUUGUUAAAAUUCCAAGCCAAGGUAGAAGCCCUGCUCAAAGUGCUAGUGCAGGUUCUUUUGAUGAUCCUACAAUCAUGAAUAGUCGAGCCUCAUCUCCUGUUCUUCCAGAGAAGCACGAUCAGUUUGAUCACUGCUCAAAGGAAAAGAGUGACCUUUAUCGAGCCAAUAUUGGCUCAGAUAUUAAUACUGAAUCUUGGCAGAGUAAUGAUUUUAAAGAUGUAUUGACUGGCUCUGAUGAGGCUGAUGGAUCACCUGCUGCAGUUACUGAUGAAGAGCGCUGUCGGAUUGUCAAUGAUUGUAAGAAAACAUUUGAGGUACCAAAAGCCGCUUCCUCAUCAUCUGGAAAUGAAAAUAAAGCUGGAAAUUUGCAGGAUGCUUCUUACAGCUCAAUAAAUGCUUUAAUUGAAGGUGUUAAGUACUCUGAGGCUGAUGAUGUUGGAAUGAAUCUUCUUGCGAGUGUGGCUGCUGGAGAGAUUUUGAAAUCCGAAUUGUUAACUCCGACUGGAUCUCCAGAAAGAAACACUGCUGCUGUUGAACAGUCAUGCACAGGCAAUGGUAUGGUUAAGUCAUCUGAAGAAAAUCUUGUCCGGGAUGAAUGCCACUCAAAUAAUGGUCUUGAUGGUGAACAUAAGAAUCAGGGUUCUGUAACAGAUGAUUUAGGGGCAAAUGAUGAAAGUGAUUCUGAUUUUCGAGCUUCUGGUGAGAAAGCUGCAAGAGAGCUAAAUAAGAGUGUUAAUGCAUGUAGUAUGGAUUUGCAACAGGUUUCUGAAAUUAUUUUAGAAAGCAAAGGAAAAUUAAACGAAAAAUCUGUAUCUACUGCAUUGCGUGGCCUUUCUGAAAGUUCUGUACAAGAAGCUAGAGAUGGUGACAGAAGCAAGCAGCUCCAGGAGGUUGGUCGGGGAGUGAAUGGUGGUGAAAUUGUUGAUGUUAAGGUCAGUUCUGUUGCAGAAGUUGAGGCAGAAGCAACUGAAAAAUUGUCACAUAUAGCUGUGGAAGUGGAUGUACAGAGUGAUAAUUGUACUGCUGAAGGAUCGAGUGGUGGUGGACGGACAGCUGCUGUUCUUGUUCCGUCUGAUUUGGCAAGAGGAAAAGAUGAGAAUGUACUCCAUUCUUCUGCUUAUAGUGUUGAUAAGGUUCCUGAAGACUUGACUGAACGGGAGUCUGAAAAAGCUGAUGAUGUUGAUGCUGAGAAUCUUCCUAGUCAGUCUAAAAAGGAAAGAAAUGAGUGUGAAAGUGAUACCUUGACAAUGCCUGAGAAUAGAGGUUUAUGCUCUAUCGUGACUGGUAUUGCUGCUGAACAUGUGGAGGAAAAUUUAGAAACUAAAGAGGUUCAUGACCAACCUGCCAGAGAGGAACUUCCCAAAGAUUCACCUAGUGUCCGUUCACAAGAAAUGGAUAAGCAUCUUGAUUCUAAAGGAUCAAAAUUGACUGCCAUGGAAGCGGAGGAGGCUGAGGAGUGUACCUCUACCACUGCAGAUGCUUCUUCCGUGUCUGCUGCAGCUGUGUCAGAUGCAGAUGCAAAGGUUGAAUUUGAUUUAAAUGAAGGGCUCAAUGCAGAUGAUGAGAAAUGCGGUGAGUUCAACAGCAGUGCACCUGCUGGUCGUUUGGUCAGUCCUGUGCCAUUUCCUGCUUCAUCUAUGUCUUGUGGUAUUCCUGCUCCUGUCACUGUGGCUGCUGCUGCAAAGGGGCACUUUGUGCCUCCUGAAGAUUUAUUGAGAAGUAAAGGGGAAAUUGGUUGGAAGGGAUCCGCUGCCACUAGUGCAUUUAGGCCAGCCGAGCUCAGGAAAGUUAUGGAAAUGCCUUUUGGGGCGCUAACUUCCUCUAUACCUGAUGCUCCAGCUGGAAAGCAGAGUCGAGCACCAUUGGAUAUUGACUUGAAUGUGGCUGAUGAAAGAAUACUUGAUGAUAUUUCUUCUCAACCCUGUGCUCGUCACACGGAUUCUGUAUCUCUUACAACUGAUGGUCAUGAUCCUGUAAGCAGUAAAAUGGCUUCACCUGUUCGCUGCUAUGGAGGGCUUGGUCUUGACUUGAACCAGGUGGAUGAAGCUUCUGAUGUGGGCAAUUGCUUGAGCAGUAAUCAUAAAAUUGAUGUGCCAAUUAAGCAGGUGAAGUCAUCAUUGGGUGGCCCACCAAAUCGAGAAGUGAAUGUCCACAGGGACUUUGAUUUGAACAAUGGACCUUCAGUUGAUGAAGUCACCACUGAAUCCUCAUUGUUCUCUCAGCAUGCCAGGAGCAGUGUGCCAUCUCAACCACCUGUUUCUGGACUUAGGGUGAGUACUGCUGAGCCAGUCAACUUCUCUUGGCUUCCUUCCAGUGGCAACACCUAUUCUGCUGUCACAAUAUCUUCAAUUAUGCCUGAUAGAGGGGAUCAGCCCUUUUCAAUUGUUGCCCCAAAUGGGCCACAAAGGUUGUUGACUCCUGCUGCUGGUGGCAACCCAUUUGGACCUGAUGUUUAUAAGGGACCAGUAUUGUCAUCUCCAUUUGAAUAUCCUGUCUUCCCUUUUAAUUCCAGCUUUCCUCUUCCAUCAGCUUCUUUUUCUGCCGGAUCAACUACUUAUGUAUAUCCAACAUCAGGCAAUCGGCUUUGCUUUCCUGUGGUAAAUUCACAGUUAAUGGGGCCUGCUGGUGCGGUUUCAUCUCAUUACCCCCGGCCUUAUGUUGUUGGCCUUACAGAAGGUAGCAAUAGUGGUAGUGCUGAGACCAGUAGAAAAUGGGCAAGGCAGGGUUUAGAUCUUAAUGCGGGACCCGGAGGUUCAGACAUGGAGGGGAGAGACGACAAUUCUCCUCUUCCAUCUAGGCAACUUUCUGUUGCUAGUUCACAGGCCCUAGCUGAGGAGCAAGCAAGGAUCCAGUUGGCUGGUAGUGUUUGUAAGAGGAAGGAGCCUGAUGGUGGGUGGGAUGGCUACAACCAAUCCUCAUGGCAAUAGCAAUUUAUAAUCAUACAAUCUAAUGACCACAAAUGCUUUUGUGUUGUUGGAGGCCAAAAUUUUCUUAGAAGGGGAAGGCAGAAGCAGACUUGGGUCAAGUGCUAAUUUAUCGGCUUGAGAAAGAUUAUCACCAAUAUAGCAUGCUCUAGAGAAAAGAGACACGAUUGAAAAGCCAGUAGUAAUUUAUCUGAAUAAAACCAUUUGCUAAUGAGGACGAUGGCCUCGAAUCUCUGAUAAUGGCUCCUCAUGUAUGUACAUUCAAACUGGAUCACUUCCGAACAAAAUAAAUGGUAGCUAGCAAACAACUCACUCUGCUUUAUUUACAA